AAUGAAGCAAACCGAAAUUCAAUGUGAUUCCAAAUGUUCAUCUACUAAGAGUGCUAACAAAAACUUGAACGAUUAGUGGUUUCGAACUCCUAAAGCUAAUUAACGCACUAUCACCUUAUAGUCAGAUAACAAAAUUUAGACUUACAGAACCCUUGAUGGUAAACAAACUACAUAACCUUGCACUUCUUUCAAAGAGGAAUUCUAAAAGGUCACUUCCAAGAUAGGUAGUUUUGCUUCGCCUGUUAGUGAUUUCUAGAAUAAAAUGCAUUAUAUUCAAGAACAAUAAAUGCAAGAACUCAAAGUGUUAGACAUGCAAAAUCUGAAUGUUUCCUUGUAGGUACUUUAUGCUACAAGACUUAGCAAGAAAAUUUGAUUUACAAAAAGCAAAUCCAAUUACAGUAGGAUCAAAUUCAAUAAAAGGAUAUCGUCAUUAAGAAAUUAAAAUUGACUAUUUAAUAGUUAACUACUUAUAACUAAUAAAUAUAAUAAAAAAUUGAUAAGCAAUCCAAUUAAGAUUAACAAGAUUACAAAAAGUAAAUCAAACUUCUAGAAAAUGAAUUAGCUGAAAAGAAUUCAAAAAUUACUUAAUUUUCCAAGGUAUUUAUAUUCAUUUUGCAUAUAGUGAAGAUUUAAGAUGAAAUAAAAUCUUUGGAAGAAUUUUAUGUUAGAAUAUUAUCAAAAAUGAAAGGAGAUUUAUUAUCUCAAAAUAGAGAAUUAGUCAAAUUACUUAAUCAUGUUCAAUGUUUAAAUUAAAUUGCCAUUUUUAAUCUUCAAUAAGAUGAUUUGCCUAUUGAUCUAUUAUUCAAAUAUAAAUAAUAUGCUUUAUUUGAAGAUGAUAUGAUAAUGGAUCAAAAAGCAGAAAUGUUUGAAUUGACCAAAGAAAAUAAUAAUAUAUUAUCUAAAAUACAUGAAGAAAUUAAGAAGACUUUUGAUAAAAUAUCUUAUAAUUUAGUUGAUGGCUUUUCUGUUUUAAAUACUUGA
This is a messenger RNA of Paramecium pentaurelia, 981 nucleotides long. The record is from the annotation of a GenBank genome assembly. Lineage: Eukaryota; Ciliophora; Oligohymenophorea; Peniculida; Parameciidae.